ACUCCAUGUACUCCAUCAGCUUCAUCUGCCAUUCUUCCCGGAUAUACUUGCCAUUAGGUCUUCACCUUUAUUUGGUAGGAUUGGAGUUGUGGACAGAAAGAGACUACAUAAAAAUUGAUACUGAGAAUCUUGGCGUGACUUUAGCUGCAUUUUACCAAUAUGCCAUCUCUGAGCUUCGACCAAAUGUGCAUUUUGAUCAUUCAGGAAUAAUUACGGCUAAAGGGUUUCCUGCUGGACUUUCUUGGGGGGACCGGUUUUGUCUUUACACUCUAGUUUCAGUGUCUGCUAUUCAUACAUACAGAAAUCCUAAAGUUGAUGCUGAAACAAUUGCGCAUGUGUUGGGUCAUUCUCUUGGCUUUGGCCAUGAUGACACACCCUUAAACAAAGCUUGGGGCUGUGACUGUAAUUGCACCAAGCCUGGCAGGUGUAUAAUGGCGGCAACUGGCAAUCCAACAUGCUCAAGGCUGAGUAACUGCAGCAGGAAGGUAUAUUAUGAUGCAAUAAGAAAACCAGGAAAAGAAUGUCUUAUUGACAUACCUAGCAACGUAAUUAUCAAAAAGAAGUGUGGAAAUGGUGUCAUUGAGGAUGACGAAGAGUGUGACUGCGGCCAAGAUGAGGAACUAGAAGAGGCAGGGAUCCUGAAUAUAUUUCUGCAGCCAAUUACAAAACUUUCAGGGGCCAAAAUACAGUCUCAGUUUUUUAGACAGUGGAUGCAAAGAUCAGAGAACCAAUAUUUGUUUGCUGAUGACUCACGGUCUAAAGUUAUGUCUGAAGAGGGUGAAUCAGGGAUCAUCAGUUCAUUAAUGGAUAGCAACUUUCCAGAAUUCCAAGGGCCCAGUGAAUGCCAAAGGAAUGGCUGCUGCCAAAAGGACUGUAAAUUAUCACCAGGCAUCGAAUGUCUUUAUGGACUUUGCUGCGAGAGAUGUAAGUUGUUAGAAGAGGGAACAGUGUGCAGAGAAGCUGUUUCCGAGUGUGACCUUCCGGAGUACUGCAAUGGGAGCUCUCCUGUUUGCCCGCCAGACGUCCAUAAACAAGAUGGGAUGCCAUGUAGCAACAGUAACAGCUGCUUUAUGGGGAAUUGCAUUGACCUCCACAAACACUGCACAUCUCUUUUUGGCCAAGGUGCAAAACAGGCCCCACUGAGUUGUUUCAAGAAAGUGAAUAUGCGAGGCGACCAGGCUGGCAACUGUGGCAAGGAUGGGCUAAAAUACAGGAAAUGUUAUGAAGAAGAUGUUCUUUGUGGAAGGCUCCAGUGCACUCAUGUUAAUAAAAUUCCCAAAAUGUUAACAGGACAAAGUGUAGUUCAGACUCCAGUGGAGGGUACAUUCUGCUGGGGUUUUGAACGUCAUAUUGGCCAGCAUGUUUAUGAUCUUGGAGCAGUGAGAGAUGGAACAACCUGUGGACCUGACAAGAUAUGCAUGAACAGAUCUUGUGUUGACCGGGCCGUUUUGAAUUAUGACUGUGAUUUUUCAAAAUGUAGUAACAGAGGGGUGUGCAACAGCAAGAGAAACUGCCAUUGUUCUUAUGGAUGGGCCCCUCCCUUCUGCUCCGGCAGAGGGUUCGGCGGGAGCAUUGACAGUGGGCCGCCUCCGAGUAAUGUGAUGGCUACCAGUCUUGUCGUUGUGACGGGCACCCUGGCUGUGUUGCUGUUCCUUGCUCUGGGUUUUGUUGCCACACUUAAGAGAAUGCAAUUGGAGGCUUGGUUUGCUAGAGUGAUCUGGAAAAGAAUAGGAUCAGGAGAUACAGGAUCACAAGCAAGCCUCGGGUCAGAAUGUAGCAUGUCACUGAAAAGCCGAGAGUCGGACAUAACAACUGAAACUAGACUGUGCUGCUAGAGAGAAGAAAAUAACAGGUGCUCCCAAGAGAGAUUUAUUGUGUCUCAUCAAUUUCCUCAGUGUUGUUUGGUCUGCUUGAAUCUUGUUGUUGAAUCUUUCUGUUUUUUGCCUUCCCACACUUCAAAUAAAAUGAGCUCUCUCUUGAACAUUGCA
This is a messenger RNA of Podarcis muralis (Common wall lizard), 1988 nucleotides long. NCBI's taxonomy places the organism in Eukaryota, Metazoa, Chordata, Lepidosauria, Squamata, Lacertidae. The record is from RefSeq and is a predicted model, not a curated record.